AGGAUCAUCUUCAUUGAAAUAGCUUCCGUGUCUCUUUCUCUCUCUGUAUUGUAUUCCAUUCGAUCUCAGUACUGUUAAAUCUUCAGAUCCAGCGAUUCUAAUGGCUUCCGCCCCAGACCUAUUGUUCGGAUUGAGAAACAACUUCUACCUUGGCGCAUAUCAGGCUGCAAUUAACAACAGCGAUGUCCCAAAUCUCUCCCAGGAAGACGCAAUCGAGAGGGAUUGUCUCGUUUACAGAUCUUACAUUGCUCUCGGUAGCUACCAGCUUGUAAUCUCCGAGAUCGAUUCUUCCGCUGCCACACCUCUUCAGGCUGUCAAGUUGCUAGCCUUGUAUUUAUCUACCCCCGCAAACAAGGAAGCUACGAUUUCCAGCUUGCGCGAAUGGUUGGGUGAUGCAGCUAUAGGGAACAAUCCAAUUCUAAGGCUUAUUGCUGGGAUCAUUUUCACGCAUGAGCAGGAUUAUAAUGAAGCUCUUAAACACACUAAUGCAGGAGGAACCUUGGAGCUGAAUGCAUUGAAUGUCCAAAUAUUCAUCAAGAUGUACAGAUCAGAUUUUGCUGAAAAGCAGUUGAGAAUCAUGCAACAGAUUGAUGAAGAUCAUACUCUUACUCAACUUGCAAAUGCAUGGCUAAAUCUUGCAGUGGGAGGUUCUAAGAUACAGGAAGCAUACCUUAUUUUCCAAGACUUCUCUGAAAAGUCCCAGAUGACUAGUCUGAUUCUCAAUGGGAAAGCUGUGUGCUGCAUGCAUAUGGGGAAUUUCGAUGAAGCUGAAUCCCUUUUACUUGAAGCCCUAAACAAAGAUGCCAAAGAUGGCGAAACAUUAGCUAAUCUUGUGGUCUGCAGUCUUCACCUUGGGAAACCAUCUUCACGCUAUCUGAACCAGCUGAAAUUGUCACAACCAGAGCACAUGCUUGUCAAGCGCGCAGCUUCUGCAGAAGAGAAUUUCGACAGAGCUGUCCAAACCAUAGCCUGAUCGAAUCGUAUCAUUUCUUUUUCUUCUUAUAAAGCUUUAUUUUUCCGCAAUUAUGAUAAUUUGCGACUUAAUUCGGGAUUUGUUGACUUAAAAAACAGUGGAAGAAUUUAUGAGACAACGCAUUCUAGUAGAAGAGAUGAUAUAUUGAGCAUUUCUAAAUUUGUUUCA
Impatiens glandulifera is the source of this 1141-nucleotide messenger RNA. RefSeq names its product coatomer subunit epsilon-1. The record is from RefSeq and is a predicted model, not a curated record. Gene Ontology annotation, biological process: endoplasmic reticulum to Golgi vesicle-mediated transport; retrograde vesicle-mediated transport, Golgi to endoplasmic reticulum; intra-Golgi vesicle-mediated transport. Gene Ontology annotation, cellular component: COPI vesicle coat. The transcript is spliced from 7 exons. Lineage: Eukaryota; Viridiplantae; Streptophyta; Magnoliopsida; Ericales; Balsaminaceae. Bases 101 to 973 code for a protein of 290 amino acids. Gene Ontology annotation, molecular function: structural molecule activity; protein binding.